UAAAAGACAGAGCAAAACGCUUGUAUCACCGAUUUCUACGAUUCGUACAAAUCGCAGCUUUCUGAUACAUCGAAUGAGAGGAAAGCAGCUCGAAGAUAAAAUGGCGGAAGAGCAAUUUUUGACGCGAGUGACUACGUACCCAUUUGUAAACUCAGCUUUGGGUCAGCUAACCAAUGCCUAUGAGGCAACCAAAAACAUCAAUAGUCUGGUGAAGUCCACUCUAGAGAUGGCAGAGACUGGAGUGAAAGGAGUAGCCCAACAUACUCUACCCAUUGUCAGCAAGUUUGAACCCCAAGUGAGUAAACUGAAUUCUCUUGGAAUGACAUCCUUGAACAAGCUAGAAGAAAGCUUCCCUGUUGUCAAGUCACCCACUGAGGAGGU
Messenger RNA from Owenia fusiformis, 381 nucleotides. Lineage: Eukaryota; Metazoa; Annelida; Polychaeta; Sabellida; Oweniidae. The record is from the annotation of a GenBank genome assembly.